Messenger RNA from Phyllotreta striolata, 537 nucleotides. Lineage: Eukaryota; Metazoa; Arthropoda; Insecta; Coleoptera; Chrysomelidae. The record is from the annotation of a GenBank genome assembly.
AUGCUCACUGUUAUUUAUUUAUUGACUGUUUUAGUGCUCGCUGACGCAAAUAGAGAUCCGUUGGACUUUACGCCAGACACCUGCGUCAAAGUGUUCUACACGGGCGACGAGGUCUACAGCAUCUACUGCUUGAGCCCCUUGGACGAUGCCGAGGACUCGCUGGGCUUCGUGACGGACCGCAACCAUAAGCUGAUCUUCAAGAAGCACCUGGACGCGGAGGACGAGGGCAAGACGUGCGUCAACGUGAUCUCGGACGAUUCGAACGCGGUGGAGAAGCUGUGCUUCGUCACCAUCAGGCACAACUGCGUGGCCAAGGAGGAGGGCGUGCGGAAGGAGGAGAUGCGGAACGGGUUCGGUUUGAACAGGCCGGCGAUGAAAGUGCCGUGCACCAAGUGGGAUUGGGAGGAUUAUCAGUUGGAUUGUUUCGGGGUGAAGCACCUGCGGUUCAAUUUGAUCAGUUAUUGCGUGCCCCCCGUGCUUCCUUCCAGGCGUACCGUCAUUAAUAUUCCUUCGAACAGUAAACCGCCUCGGGAAUAA